This is a messenger RNA of Oncorhynchus nerka (sockeye salmon), 1088 nucleotides long. RefSeq lists its product as uncharacterized. NCBI's taxonomy places the organism in Eukaryota, Metazoa, Chordata, Actinopteri, Salmoniformes, Salmonidae. The record is from RefSeq and is a predicted model, not a curated record. Gene Ontology annotation, biological process: regulation of apoptotic process. The transcript is spliced from 6 exons. Bases 134 to 826 code for a protein of 230 amino acids.
CUAGCUAUGUUGGGAAAAACACGUACAAGAGAUAGUCGAGGAGCAAAUCGGCUUCUCUUAUUCAUAUCCAACAGGCCGUCCUGUGUGUGUGAGGCAACGACUGAGAGACAGUGGAGAUAGAGAGAGCAACACGAUGACAACCCAGCAGCAGGAGGGAGCCCAGUUUAUAGAUGAUCACAGGGCAGAGCUUAUUCAGAGGGUCAGUCCGGUAGAGCCCAUUGCAGAUGUCAUGCUCUCACAGGGACUGAUCCAUCCAGAGGUUAAUUCUAACAUCCUGGCUGCCAGAACCAGCCAGGACAAAAUGAGGGCGCUAUACGGAGCCAUGUCCACUCAACCCCAGAAGGAGGCACUCUACAGCAUCCUGGUGAAGAACUAUUCUUGGGUCACUCAGGACAUCCAUAGAAUGAGGAUAUUGCCGCUGGGAAAAACUUGUGCUGGGAGAAGUGCAUCAGGAAACACAAUCCUUGUGGAAGGACUGAGACAGGAGAGAAUGGCAAUCAGCAUGGGCCACACAGCGGAGGAGAUGAACAAUACCAGAGUGCUGCCGCUGAAACAGAAUGUUGUCGAGCGAGUGCCAGAUAGACCAUCAAGGAAGUCAGCAAAAUUCCACGUUAGAGUGAAUGGACUGAGAGGGGAGAUAAUGGAAAUCGACGUGGGCCAAUCAGAGGAGGAGAUGAACAAUACCACAGUGCUGCAGCUGAAACAGAAAAUUGCCCAGAGACUACCAGGCUGGGACAUAGAUACCCUGACGAUGAGAUACACAUGCAAGACUGGAAGACUCACGCCUGCUCUCCUGUUACGGAAUCCAGGACAAGUCUCUCAUUAAUCUAGUGCUUGAUAAAUAUAGAGAUUAAAGCAUCUUCACCAGUCGCAUCAUCCCACUACACUACUCUCCAAAAAAUGCUGGGUUGUUUGGUUGAUCCUGGGUUGGGUUGUUUUCUUUAAAAACUGCUGGGUUAUUGAUGCUGGGUGCUGGAUUAUUGUAAAUCCCAUUGUUGGGAUACAAUAAGGUGUUAUACCUUAUUAUAAUAUGUAAUAAUUAAUCCAAUGUGUAAAAUGCAAAUAAAAUAAAGGACAAUUUGAAUUUG